Molecule: messenger RNA, 894 nt
Organism: Parnassius mnemosyne (clouded apollo)
Lineage: Eukaryota; Metazoa; Arthropoda; Insecta; Lepidoptera; Papilionidae
Source: the annotation of a GenBank genome assembly
CUGUUAUAUAAGUUUGAAGAAACCUCUUUAACUAGCCUAACAACUGUCCAACCACGGAAACGCAAGACAAACGAAAAGAAAAUCCAAAACCUUCAGUCGAAAGUCAAAAAGGAACACUACCUAAUUUUCGUAAGAUCUCAACUGGCAUUCACACGAGUCCUAGGUGGUUCGCCAACAACGAUAGGCCAAUAUCCAAUAUUGGCCCAAUUACUUCUAGACCCUUGGGGCACACUUCAAUACAGCCAGCAUUGUGCUGGUGUGAUUUUGACGUCGCGACAUGUGAUAUCUGCUGCACAUUGCUUUCAAUAUAGUCAAAACACAGGAAAUAAUUAUACAUUACCUAAAUUCUGGAAAGUACGCGUUGGCUCUUCAUAUCGGACUCGGGGUGGUGUCUUACACAAAAUAAAAAAAAUAAUACCCCACCCAUCGUUUGACAAAUAUUAUUAUACUAAUGAUGUAGCGGUUCUAGUAUUGGCGACGCCAUUGUUGCUGGGCAAAUUUGUAAGACAAGGGACAAUAACCAAGCCGAGGACAGAAAUUGCACCAAAUGAAAUGUGCACUUUAGUUGGUUGGGGAGCAACACAAAGUGGUGGACCUCAACCUGAUCAACUGCAGUACGCAAUGAUGGUUACAGUAGACCAGCAGGAAUGCGUGAUGCGCUACAACACAAUUGGAGCGGUUAUAGCAGAAACCAUGUUCUGUGCUGGCAGCUUAGAUUACGAUGGGAUAGACGGAUGCUAUGGUGAUUCUGGCGGACCCUUGAUUUAUAAAGGUGUUGUUGUCGGUUUGGUGUCUUUCGGUUACGGUUGUGGGAACCGUUAUUACCCUGGGGUUUACACAAAAUUAUCCCAUUUUACAGACUGGAUUAUCCAAACGGCGACUACCUAUAAAUAA